This is a messenger RNA of Malania oleifera, 417 nucleotides long. RefSeq names its product U3 small nucleolar RNA-associated protein 25-like. The coding region runs from base 1 to 417 and encodes 138 amino acids. The transcript is spliced from 2 exons. NCBI's taxonomy places the organism in Eukaryota, Viridiplantae, Streptophyta, Magnoliopsida, Santalales, Ximeniaceae. The record is from RefSeq and is a predicted model, not a curated record.
AUGUCGUUUGACAAUGUCGGUUUGGUAGUGGUGGGCAGCUUUAGAGGAGACGAAGCGAGAGUCGGAGGCAGGGGCAGGGGGGCCGGAGGCAGGGCGAGAGGAUCCCUCGCCGACUUCAGUUUGAAGGUGCCUGCGUUUGGGGCGAGGAGCCAUGGAGGGAAGGGGAGAAAGGGUCGGCCGAGAGGGAAGAUUAGGGGGGCUGGAGGGAGGAGACAGGCGAGGGAGAAGACAGGCAGUGGCGUGCAGGAGGGAAAGGCUGACGGCGAAGACGGAGGAGGGAGGUGGUGGGAGGCGACGGCGCAAGUGGUUGAGACAAUUCCGCAAAGUGAGAUGGAAGAGGGGGAGUUUGCUCCUGAAGAUCCAAGGCCUGAAGUGGAUAUUUUGCAGAUGAACACAAACCAGUAUGAGAUUGUGUAG